This is a messenger RNA of Epinephelus moara (kelp grouper), 3083 nucleotides long. It is a transcript of the gene tmpob, whose product is annotated as thymopoietin b. The transcript has 6 exons. Bases 404 to 1513 code for a protein of 369 amino acids. Lineage: Eukaryota; Metazoa; Chordata; Actinopteri; Perciformes; Serranidae. Gene Ontology annotation, molecular function: DNA binding. The record is from RefSeq and is a predicted model, not a curated record.
CGUGGCUGGUUCUUUUUCGGCCCUGUUACGACCGCGGGCAGACAGAAGCAAGUGGACCGGUUUGAAGCUAAGCUAAUUCAAUCACAUUACAGCGGGUUAAUUUAGAUUUUUUGCACUGGUUCCGUCAGCAGCACAGCCGCGUAUCUGUUUGCGAAAAAUCAAAUCUACGUGUGGAUAAUUUCUCCGUCGGGCUAAGAAGCGGAACUGUGCAUUUAUUUUGGUAAACCGCGUCGGUGCUGCUAGCUGAGUUGGCGGCGGUUAGGCGCCAGUAGUGUUUGACAACAGCGGUAUUCGGUCACGUUCCCGGUGUUGUUGUUUGUGGCUGCCGAGUCAACGAACUAAUUUCCGUUAGGCGCAAGGGGCAAAAAUAAGAAAGCUAUCGGUCGCUGUAUUAAAGUGAAGCAUGGCAGAAUUCCUCGAAGAUCCGUCGGUCCUCACGAAAGAUAAGCUGAAGAAUGAGCUCACAGCCAACAAUGUGCCACUUCCCAGCGGAGAGCAUAAAAAAGAAGUGUAUGUGCAGCUGUAUCUGAAGAACUUAACCGUGCUGAACAACAAGAAGAGCCCGCCUGCAGACACCUUCUCCAGCGAUGAAGAGUUACCUGCUCCCGUGGUGUCCAACAAGAGUCGGUCUGGAAGAAAAGCUACCAAAAAGACAGACAAGCCUCGCACAGAGGAAGUGGAGGUGACAGAUCUCAGUGAUGAAGAUUUAAAACAACAGCUGGCUAAACAUGGUGUGAACUCAGGACCCAUUGUUGCCUCCACCCGCAAGUUGUAUGAGAAGAAGCUGCAGAAGCUUUUGGACCAGCCUCCAGCUGAACCUGAAGCUCCUACAGAAGUCACAGCUCUCCCCAAGGUGGACAGUAACCAGAAUGGCAACACAAAUUCUGACCAGUACAGUGACAAGGAAGAUGAGGAGAUUGCUGCCCCUGAACCAGAGCCAGUUCCUGUGGUAGAGAAACCAGUGAGGAGCAGAGGGAAAGCUCCAGUUACUGUCAGAACCAGCAGCAGACGACAAACUAAGGUGGUGGAGGAAAUCGUUACUGAAGAAACCCCUAAGAAGGCCAGUGAGAGCGUUGUUGAAGAUAUCCUUGCCAAUGAAAUAAGCACACCAACAGGCAUGAGUGCAACCUGCAGGCGUCCGAUCCGAGGGGCGGCUGGUCGUCCAUUAAAACCAAGUGAAUACUGGCUGGAUGAGUCCCGUGUACAGCGCAGCCUCCACACUGAGACCCGUUCUUACUCAGAGUCUUUCUCCAGAGGGGCCGGCUCCGUCUCUUCAAGCAAAGCGCCAGCCCGACGAGGCUUCCUGUCCAUCUUGCUCAAGCUCCUGCUCCUUGUCGUGGUGGGCGGUUCUCUCUUCUACGCCUAUCAGAACCUGGAGGCUGAGCACAUCAACACCGUCAAAGGCCUCCUGGACAGCGCUGUCGUCCACGUUCAGGGCGCUGUGAACAACGCAGCCACCUACCUGGGCAUCGGCAGCGACGGUGCCGGUGCUACAGAGACCACCGAAAAGUAAAGACCCUCAGCAGUCUCUUGCCAUGCCCCCGCCACCUCCCUGCCGCCUACCACAGCACACCAUAACUCAAGCAGUAAACUUGGCUCACCUCUUCUCUUUACCCACAUGGAUGGACAAAGGUUACAGAUUUAAUUGGGACGAUGAACUUUUCUCUUCUCUGGACUCCAGCUUUCCUCCCAUCAGGGGAGGAAACAGUAGCUUCUGGACAACACUGUUUUGUGGCACUCAGAAGAGACUCAUUUUACUGUUGAUUUUAAUCUGUGAAUUGUUUGUGUCUUUGUGUGUAUUUAACCCUUGUAUGUAGAAACGAGUGCAGAAUGGAGAGGCCAGUUUAUCCAUGCAUGGUUGUAGUUUUUGAAGGUCAUACUGUAGUUUCUAACUCUGUGCCAGGUGUUUUUCUGAUGGUGAAGUGCCUGGACACUCUUAGCACGUAGUGCCCUCCCAUUUUCGAGCACAAAGCAGUGCUACUACUAAUACCAGAAUGUUACAUGUGUUUCUGUAUGAAUUUAAAAAAAAAUUGCUCUGUAGCUAUAGUUAGGUAGAGUGAUUCAUUAUUUCUAUGGUGCUCAGGUCGAUUCAGCUCAAAGUUUUUAAUGUGGUCUGUGCUGGGAGGAGACACAUGGUGUAAUCAGGUCACAUCACUGCAUGAGGAAAAUCCGCCCACGUUCAGGUUGAGGUAUAAAAACUUUUUUUCAGUGGCUGAUCACUGCUUGAAUCAUUGUAUACGGGGCUUUAUGAUUACGACUGAAAUGAAGAUUCUGGUCAUUCUGUAAUAUCAUGAUUUUUACUGUUAGUGGAUCAAGGAAGAAAAUUUACUCUUGUAUCUACAUCCUCAUCAAUUUGCAAAGUUCUCAGUGAUACAAGUUUAUAGUUUCCUCAAAGAAACUAAAACUGCAGUGUUCGAUGAUAGAAUAUUGAUUUUCCAGCCCUGUCAGUGUGCCCAUUUGAGUUUACACGCUUUGGGUUUUAGUGCUCUGUUGUGCUUUUUAUGUUCUGUUUUGAUUAGAUUUCUGAUCCUUCAGUCCUUUAUGCAGGAUUGGCUGUUGCAGUGCACCCACAUAGCCCGCCUCACUGACUGCAUGUGUCCAGACGUGGCAGAUCUGCAGAUCUGUCCCAAAAGUUAAUUUUUGGGACAGUUAAUCAAUUUAUUACCUAAAGAACUCUUUGACUACUUCUGCCUGAGCAAAUUACCACAAUUAAGACACUGUAUGUUACGCUGAAGGGGGUUGUUUAUCUGCCGGGAGGGAGGAUGCAUUCACUGGAGGUGAUGUCGGGGAUGGGAAGAUUUCUGGGGCACCUUUGUUUCUAUUUUGAUAUUUUUCUAAAACGGCGUGUUAAACUUUUUAUAGCACAUUUUAAGGUAACAUUUGAAAGCAAUAUGUGAAACAUGGAAGUGAUACUGUAUCUUAAUUUGAACCUUGCUGACUUAAUCCAAGUUGAUUUCAUCAUCAUCAGGCAGCUCUCCCACAAUGGACAGAAACGACAGGGGUUAUGUGGGUAAGGAUUUUUAAUCUGUUUAUUUAUGAUAAUGUAGGCAUUGUAUCAUAAAAUAAACGUGGCUGUUACCGGA